Messenger RNA from Eucalyptus grandis, 1534 nucleotides. RefSeq names its product vestitone reductase. The record is from RefSeq and is a predicted model, not a curated record. Lineage: Eukaryota; Viridiplantae; Streptophyta; Magnoliopsida; Myrtales; Myrtaceae. Gene Ontology annotation, molecular function: oxidoreductase activity, acting on the CH-OH group of donors, NAD or NADP as acceptor.
GUUGCAUUGUCUUUAACAAGGUCAUAAAUUCGAGUUGGGUGACCGAAUCUUGGGCCAGCUAGUGUCUCAAGCAUCCUCUUACCUCACGUAGAAAAAUUUAUUUUUAUCCAACGCCAUGGUGAUAGGCUGCAGUGACGGAUUGAAGAAAAGCAGCCCGAGCAGUUAUCAUUCAAUGCGGACAUUAUCCAUAUAACUCUUAGAGAGAAAGCUUAAGCAAUUGGUGCACCCACUUUUUCAACGCGGCGUCCGUUGCAAGGAAGACGCAAGCAGACUCUGCCGGCCAAAACAUCAAGGUCACUCGAAAAAGUUUGGUGCCUUCUGAAACUUGAAGCUCUUCACUUCUCCAAGCUAUGGAGGGCAACAGAAGCACGGUGUGCGUGACGGGUGGUACUGGCUUCAUAGCUUCAUGGCUCGUCAUGAGGCUCCUCGAGCAGGGUUACUCGGUCCGGACCACCGUCAGAUCCAAACCAGAUGGCACCAGAGACAUCAGCUUCUUGAAAAAUCUACCAGGAGCAUCGGAAAGGCUCCGAAUCCUCACUGCUGAGCUCGGUGACCCCAAGAGUUUCGGCCCAGCCAUUGAUGGCUGUGUCGGAGUCUUCCACGUCGCCACCCCAGUGGACUUUGAGGACAGAGAGCCAGAGCCAGUCGUCACCAAAAGAUGCAUCGAUGGAGCAUUAGGCAUCCUGAGGGCCUGCCUGAACUCCAAGACCGUGAAGCGGGUUGUGUACACCUUAAGCUUGUAUGCAGUUCAACUUAACAACUCCAACGCUGAUAUACUGGAUGAGGACUCGUGGAGCGAUGUUGACUCCAUAAGAGGAAUCACGAGGUUUGCAGCUUCAUACGCAAUCUCAAAGACAUUGACCGAGAAGGCGGUUCUCGAGUUCGGAGAGAGGCACGGGCUGGAAGUGGUGACAGUCAUUCCCUCACUCGUUCAUGGACCAUUCAUUUGUCCCAAGUUCGCCUCAUCUGUCCAGAAUUCUUUGGCUUUGGUAUUAGGGAACGAGAAUGAUUACUCUAUUCUCCUCAGAGCAUCUCUCGUGCAUGUGGACGACGGUGAGCAGCACAUCUUCCUCUUCAAGCACCCCGACGCCAAGGGCCGGUACAUAUGUUCCUCAGCCACGAUGACCAUCGAAGAGAUGUGGAAGUUUCUCUCGGAAAGAUACCCGGAGUUUCAGAUACCCUCACUGGAGUCCUUGAAGGAAGUGAAAGGUCCCAGGCUCGCCAGCCUUUCGUCGAGGAAGCUGUUGGACACUGGCUUCGAGUAUAAGUACAGGAUCGAGGACAUGUUUGAUGGAGCUAUCCAGUGCUGCAAAGAAAAGGGCUUUCUCUAGAUCAAUCUCUGUUCCAUGUUUAUGAUAGAAUUCGGUGCCUUAGGCCGAGCAUAGUAAUGUUCAAAGUGAUAAAAUGGCAUCAUGCCAUACGGUAUGACCUAUUUCUAUUCUGAUCUGUCCUGGGUUCAUGUCAUAUGAUUUAUCCGAGGGCUUUGUGCGAGAUAUCAAACCGCGUGAAUAAUAUGGUACUGCUUGUUUCUGUC